AUGACAGAAAAAAACUGUAAGAUAUUUGAUAUAAAUAAAAAUCCACAAAAAAGUGUGAACUCUAUACCAGUGAUGGACAUGUCGAAGGUGUGGCUUUUGCUCUCCGAGAGCCUCUCGACUUUAGAGGCCGAGAACAAUUUAGUAAUUGAAAUGCGAGAGGCGGCACUCCAAUCUGAUUUGAGUGGUUUUGGAAAGUGUCGCGUCAUACUGUGUCGGAUCAUAACUUUAGUUGAGAAGGAAAGUGAAUCGAUCAUAUACAAUCCAUCAAUUAGUACUAUAAUUUCUAUCCUCCAAACCAUUAAAUCAACUAUAACUCCACAGAACACAAGUGAGAUGGUUAAAUUAACUGAAAAAACACUAAACAUCAAAAAAGAAAAAGAGAAAUUUUACACUUGGAUUUUGGCUUCGCUCGUUAUGCUUUUACAAAAUCUUGUCAAUCUGAGAGGCGAGUCAUUUUGGGCCGAAUUCCAGUUGUUUAAAAAGUGCGUGGAAUAUGGGAUUUAUGUGACAUCACUUUUUACAGACACUACAGAAAAUGAACCAAGUAAAAAUUUAUUCCACACACUUCUCAAAAAUAUAACGGAAGACGAAAACAUCAAUGUGAACGAAACCAAACGAUUAAUUGACAACUCGAGAUCUUAUUUACGCGUAACGGUUGAAGAGUUAAGGCGAGAAUUUGACAUAGAAAAAACAGUUGUGAAUAGCAGUGACGUCUUUCAGAUAUUAUGCGGAAGAGGUCUUCCAAUAUCAAGGAACGAAAUCAAGGAAGAUUCCAUGAAACAAUGGAUCACCAAACUGUGGUGGUGUACUAAUAACCUCAUCAACAACACGGUGGUACUGCAAUUUAUGAACGAGUCAAAUAACACCAAAUUCGCAAAAACCACAGAGAUUGUUUUGCCAUUUUUAAACAAAGUUGAAUCCAUUUGUAUGGAGAUGGUGUCGUUUGAAAGGGGGGUACAACCCACACUUGGGUUUAAAGAAGGAAUUUCGAAGAUUUUGAAAUGCUCAGAUAAGAUUAAAAUAUGUUUUAAUGAGAUGAAAAAAUCGUUUAAAAAAAUUGAAAUGGAAAUAUUCAAAAAGUCAUUUUCAAACUUUAUUAUAUCACUUCAUUUAAUCAAUAACUAUGUUGUUAAAACAAAGGUUGAUCAAAUAACCGAACGCUGUGAAGAUUUGGUUAGAUUCCGGAAGAAAGCAUUGGAGUUUUUUAAUGUGCUUUCGAGACUUGAUGGAGUAGAUCCGCUUUAUUUAUACCAAAUAUUAGGAGAUAUGCUCAAAGCUUUUUUUGAAAUGUCUAGUAAAGAAGUGUUAUCAAAAGUAGUUCAAGAGUUCAACAAAAGCAUUUCUAAAAUAUUUGAACUCUCCCCUCUCUUUAUUCCAAUUUUCUCAUUUGAAUUAUCAGUACAAAAAUACGUUUUUCAACAUAACGUGACUUAUGUAUUAGUAGAGUGUCAACAAUACAUGAAAUAUUUGUCGUCGUUUUUGAGAAACAGUAAAGAGGGAGGUAUUUACUUAAGUUACGAACAAGAUCAACUCAGACUCUUCAUUACAAAUUCGUUUUUGAAAAAAAAGUUGAGUGUUUUUCCUUGUUUGUCAGCGAAAGUGGAAGAAUUUCUCAAUUCAAUCAAAACUCAACAAUUUCAAAGCACGGGUGAGAUGGCGGAGUUUAUAUACGAAAAACAAAGCGAAUUUUGCAAGUAUUUUACUCCACAAGCCGACUUUUUAGUCAACUGUAUGGACAAAUUAAAAAUGAAAAUAUCAACAUCGUCGACACCAAGCGGAGUUCAUGACUUUUUGGACAUUUCAGAAAAAGCAAUUAUUAUUGAUAAAAUGUUGGACUGCUAUAUUUUGUGCCAUCAGCUCGACAUUUUGAACAAACACCGUGCCGCUUUCCAAAAAUGUGUCUCAGUGUUAGACGAACAACUCAAAACAUCGGGAAUGAUGCUUAAAGUGUUAAAGGAGACAGUAGUUGAUUUGAGAAAGGAACUAAACACGUUAUACAACUUUUUCAUUUCGGUUGUUUCUGCGUCGUCGAGUUCUCCGAAGUCCGAAGAAACUUCUUCCGACAAAAGCCAGAACCUUGGUUACACUUACAACGAAGAGAGAGUGAUUUCACGUGAAUAUGUCGAGAAGAUAACGGACGUUCUUUAUUUCAUUCAAAAUUACCGUAAAAAUGGACAGAAAAUCUUAAACCCCGAGUUGCAAAAACUUGCAAAUGACUUGAUUGUUAAAAUCGAAAGGAUAUUUCUUGCUUUUUUUCAAGUCGCCAAUUUCAAGACGAAACAAGAACUUGUCCACUCGUUGGAGUGUAUCAAACAGAAUUACUACUUUGUGAACACCCUCUCACAACAAACCAAAUGUGUUAUUAUUUCCAUGAAAAUGAAGAACUCGUUCAAAAGGUUCAUUUCGGCGGUGGCAGACAUUUUUUAUUUGUCAGCCAAAAAGAAGUUCGAGUGGGUUGUCAGUGUUAUUAAAGAUAUUGUAAAAGAAAAUGACAACAAUUCACGGCAAUUUUACAUUGAAAAUAUGGAAGAUGUUUUGAUUUAUAUGAGAAUCGUCGUUCAAAUAUUUGAGUUGUACGAACCUAACAGAGUCACGAUGAAAAUCGUGAAUUUUUUUGAAUCAUCGAAAUUAGUGAAAGUGAAGACAAAGCCAGUUGACUUCUCCUUUCUGUUCUCGUUUGAUUUUGCUGAUAUAGAGUUGCCAAAAAAUACGCACGACUCUUGCAUGUUUGAAGGAAUUAUUGACCAGAAAUAUCUCGAAAUGGUAUUGGAAAUGUAUUGUAUUGAUAUUGGACUUGAGUGGUAUUCGAGCUGUGGUGGGAUAGAACCGUACUCCACUUUGGUGUUUAUUUAUAACACAGCAAUGGCAAAGUUGAGGGAAGAACUUCCAGCUGUGUUGAAAGACCCUGACGAGUAUUCAAGGGUGUUAAAAUUGUUUGAAGCUGUCGAUAAGACACCCAACGACAAAGAUACAGUUAAGCGCAUGAUGGUCGCGUUAUUAGUUGCUUCAAAGGAAUAUUUUAAAGGAAAAAUACUGAACUUGCCCAUACAAACAUAUAUAUACAAAAUUUAUUUAAGGUUCAAGAAAGGAGAUAUUGACGAGAACCUUUUCUCUGAUUUCAUUGUUGCCAUGAAAUACUUUAUAGUUGUUUUAAAACAGCAAUACAUGUGCAAAUACUCGACAAUCAUUCAAAGAUUCAAUUACCUUUCAAUAUCCACUUUUUUUAAUGAGAUGUUUGAAUUGGUGAACUUUAUGUUUUCCGAACAAAUAAUCGAUGAGUGUUGGUGUCAAACACUUAAACUUUUCAUGUUAGUCUUGGUGGGUGUAGGUUCCCAGAAAAUAGAAAAUGUUAUAUUGCCGCUCGUCUUUUUUUAUCGGAAAUGCACUGCACCUGGUUGUUUGCUGAAUAGAGUCGUCCAACAAAUUGUACUUAUUAUAACCAAUUUGGUUGAUGUUGAAAUGAAGUUGAGUGUUAACCUCACCUUCAAUGGUUUAUUUGAAUAUGCUUACAGUUUCACUGAGAGGUUCACGACAACAGAGAAAUAUUCAAUUAUCGCAAAACUCGAAGAGACGGACGAAAAUUCACUUGAAAAUGUAUUUAACAAUUUCUACAUUUUUCAGGAAUUAAUAAUGGACGAAAUGAUGCAAAAUAACAAGAAGAAACUGUUUGGAAAAUUUGAUGAAUUAUUAGAAAUCACGCAUUAUGAGUUGCUGAAUUUGUUGCAAUACGAAGGUGAUGUGAAAAGAAUACCAAUUAAAGAACUUCUCACAAAGUAUUUUCAGUAUGUUUCUGCAAAAGUCAAACUGCUCUCCUUCGUACUUUCGGAGUUUGAGUUUACAUCUGUUGAAUCUGUUGUUCAAGUCAUCGACGAGGUGAAACCGGAAAUUUCCACAUUUCAAAAUUCAACACUUGAGCUGUACCUCCCGUCAUUGCACAAACUUUCAGACGAAAAUGCCGAAGCCAGCAGUGAAACGAUACGACAAAUCAUAUCUUUGGUGUUUUCGAUUGUUUUUCAGCCUUUGGGGUGUGCCACUUUGUUUGCAAUUCGAUUAAGAAGAAGUUUGAACCUUCUCAAAAUGAUGGAUGGCGAUGAAAAGAAGGCAUCUGUCCACAGGAAUUUACUUCAUUCAAUUCAAACGUCAUUGUUUGAAAUCAAAAACUGUUUGGAGAUAUCAUGCUUUGUUAUUGACACAACAAUGAAACGGCGUUUUCUUGAUGAAUUUUCUUGUUUAUACGCAAAGUUGACAAAAGAAAAUCGCAUUUUUUCAAACAAAGCAGUCAAAAACAUUUUAAGUUGUUUAGUCGAUUUGGUUUUCGACUUUGUCUCGAGUGACUUCUUUACGGGUUUAGAAAUGCUCAUUGUGUGCCACAAAGCGCUUAUGGUUGACCAACAAACUGCGCUCAAACAGGCUUACAGACUCAAGCUUUUGUGGUGUGAAUUUGAGCCGUGUGCUGUUUUGUAUGAUGGCAUGCAAAUACCAUCUCUCAAAAACUUUACGUUUUACACGAAAAGUACUGAAUUGGAAAUACUCAAUUUAAUCGAGAGAAUACUCAACAACGACAUAUCGUGUUAUGAGUCGUUCAAUCACAUCAACUCGGUUAUUCACUGUUUCUUCAAAAUCCACAACUUUGUCGAUCGACACAUUCGAAUUGCGUUUGAGUAUUACAACAACAAAGAGGUCAUAGACAUUGCUCAGAAAGAUUUUGACCUGAUUGGGAGUUUAUUUGCGAACCGAGGAAUUGAAAGAGAGUUUGUUGAUGAAAGCGAAGACUUUGAAUUUGUUCUCAAACGAUUUGUCCGGUCCAUAUCAAAGACGGUGACGCGAGACUCUUUCGAAUCCAUCAAACGAGAGUACUUGUCGUUCAAGAACAUUUACAUAUUCUCUGUGUUGGACUUGGUUGCGAAUUUCAACUUCUUUGGGCUCUACAAUUCUAUGCAUAAAAAGACUGUCGCAAAUCGCAUUGACGGCAUUUGUCUACUCUUUGACGCUCUUGAAAAAACAAAAGAGACACUUGUUAAACACGCAAUGCAAUCACCGGAGCCAAAUCUUCCCAAUCUGUGCUUGAGAGUGAUUGAAACGUUAUUCUCUCGCAUGAGCUAUUUCAUUCACAAACUCUGUGAUUAUGAAAAUGUUGAUUUCAGACAAGAAGAAGAAGUAUUAAAAAAAUUAUUAACAGUCCUGUCCUCCUCCACACAAGUCAUCGAGCAUUUCACAGUAUACAGAAAUGUAAUGGACGUUCACAUGGACCAAAGUGUUCGUUUAGCGUUCAACGCGGAGUCUGCGGCUGUAAUCAACGCGCCGACAACAUUUUAUAGUCUUGGACAGUUAAUUGUUGGGGGAGUAUCUAAAGGCGUGUUGUUUAAAGCAACCACUGUCUUGGCCACAGUCACUCGAAGCAAAACGAUUUGGAACUUUUCGAAGAAAUUUGGGGUCAACGAAAUGUUUUCUUUAUUUGUCGAUUAUUCUCCGUUGUCGUCGAGUAAAAUUGGGAUGGUCAAGAGCAUCAUUACAACGUCUCUGAAUGAACUUGAGAAAAAGCAAUACCUCUUUUCUGUGGAGAAAAAUAACGAAUUUGUGGUUGAAAAAAUGCGAUGUUUUUUGGUUGCAGCAUCAUUUGAUUUGUUCAAUGGCAACAAUAAACACUGCUUUAUGUGUUUGAAUCGAAUUUCAGUUUGCAUUAUUGGAUUUGUCGCACUACUUCAACACACAUUUGAGAACUUUGAAAUAACACUGGACGACGCCAUCGAUUUACACAAAAAGGCGUUAUUGGUGAUGGACGAGGACGACGAGUUGGCGGGGUUCCUUAUUGAGAAAUUCCACAUGAUAUUAAACCGAAUCAGCGAAGUAUUAAUUCCGAAGAGAGAUAUAGUAUCGAGUAAAAAUGAGGUAACCGUUGUUGUUGACCGAUCACUUGUCGAAUUACAUGAAGACAUUGAAAUGCUCUUGUUUGAUAUUAUGAGCAAAACAGAAACUAUCGCAGGUUUUGCGUAUUCCCAAUUUGUCGAUUUCACGUUUGAAACGAAUGCAGCGCUGGGGAUGUUGAUCGUCCGCCUCACAAACUCGUUUUACUUAACACAGUUUCAAACCCAACAAGACUCAUUAACAUUGACCAAAUUGCCAAUUUCACGGCUGCUUGACAGUUUGGGGAAAUUUUCUAACACACCACUCAUCAAAUUCAUGAAGGAGAAUAUUUCAAUAUCAGAAUUGUAUGAAAACACGGCAAUCCCAAUUUGUUUUUAUUCGGACACGUGUCUCUUGUUCUCAUUUUUUGUCGAAGAGGGUGGAAACAGCGACGAGAACACGUCACCUCUUGUGAUCAACUUGAGUCGAGAACUCCAGAGGUUCAGUAAAGAACUGCAACAAAACAAAAACCUUCAAACGUUCAAACGAAAAGAUGCUUUAAAUUUAGUCGAAGAGAUUUUAACAAUCAUCGGCACGUUCCCAGAAAACGUUCGACUUCUUUCCAACAAAAUUAAAAUGUGUUUCUCCAAUGUUGUCAGCUAUGUCGAGCGCAUUCAAACAACACAAAAGAGUGACAACUCCGAGUUCAAAAUCCUCCUAAAAAUCAUCAAAUUUGGGAUCAAAACGUUUUCAGACGAAUGCACCGCAUCAACAGCAAUCAAUGACUGGUGCGAAAAUGAUAUCCUUAUCAUUUGCUGCUAUCUUCAAAUCAUUGUCACUAACACACUUGCAGCAAUAUCAAGCAUCGACUCCAACAAGCACAUGCCUUACAAGUAUAGCUUGUAG
This is a messenger RNA of Entamoeba invadens IP1, 6750 nucleotides long. RefSeq lists its product as hypothetical. The coding region runs from base 1 to 6750 and encodes 2249 amino acids. The transcript has a single exon. The record is from RefSeq and is a predicted model, not a curated record. NCBI's taxonomy places the organism in Eukaryota, Evosea, Mastigamoebida, Endamoebidae.